UGAGAACGUGGGGGCAUGAGGGAGUCAAGGAGCCCAGCAAAGCGGUGCGGAACGCUGGAACGGCGAAUGCAGAAAUGGCGGAAUGCGUUGCUUGUGUCUUCACGUGUUUGCUUUCGCUCACGGCCGACGAGAAUGCCGCAUUGCCCGCUUCUCUCACCUCUCACCUCGCUUCCACGCUCCAUGCUCCAUGAUCCAUGAACACGGCGCAUUGUUCUUAUCUGCCCUGCAACCCUGGCCUUUUCAGACUGGCAUGUUUGAGUCAAUUCAGUAUCCAACAUGGCGUACGGCGUGGAUCGCGUGGAGGACACGAGCGCUUGAGCGCUCUCGCUACUCGACAGAUCGACAGCUCUACAGCUCCAGGCUCAGCCUUCCAACCAUCCUAGAUCUUCUUAUGCCCCUCUGACAUCUCCCCCACAACCUGUAUUGGGCCCAAUGAACAGCCGCCGGGGUCUCUCGCAUGCACAUUACAAGCACACAUGCAUCUCAUGAGUCUCGGUUGGCGCGGCUCGACCUACACGCGAUCUAAACGAACAGGGUAAGAUUAGGAUUAGGC
Cutaneotrichosporon oleaginosum is the source of this 553-nucleotide messenger RNA. RefSeq lists its product as uncharacterized. Lineage: Eukaryota; Fungi; Basidiomycota; Tremellomycetes; Trichosporonales; Trichosporonaceae. The record is from RefSeq and is a predicted model, not a curated record.